This is a messenger RNA of Darwinula stevensoni, 765 nucleotides long. Lineage: Eukaryota; Metazoa; Arthropoda; Ostracoda; Podocopida; Darwinulidae. The record is from the annotation of a GenBank genome assembly.
AUGGCGCUGCUGAGGAAGGCAGCGGCCAGAGAGGUACUGUUCGAAAGACGGCUUAUACUGGGAGUUACCAUCAGUGCCUUCAUCGCCUUCAUCAUCUGGCUUGUGGCUCUCAGCACAGAUUAUUGGUUCGUUCUUGAUGUGCCAGGAGGCGGCCUGUCUUCAAACGACACCGUCGCCAAUGGCGUCUUCCUCCGCAGUCGUUCUGGAAUCUGGAGACUCUGCACUACCCGACUUUGGCUUCGAAACAAUACCAUCACUGUCAUUGGUGGAGCCAUCUUCAUCUCCAUCUCAGAAUCAUUAUACUCUUCAUAUCAUGACUUCUUCCCACCAAAGGCUGAAAUUCCCAAGAAUCCUGAUAUUGAUGAGAACAUUCUUGAUUACUCAAGAACUGAGGCAACCUUCUCGGUGAUUGCUGUUUUCAUCAUGGUAUUGGCUCUGGGUUUUUCUGUCUAUACAUUCAAGCAGACCCGAUACAUGUACAAGCGCCUGGCUGGCUCUCUCCACUGCCUUGCAGCUUGCUCCCUGUUGGUAGUCCUGGAGGUGGUGAAGCAUUCGAUGAUAUAUGAAGAGAAGAAUUUCCCAAAUGUUCAUCCACCUGGAUGUUAUUCAUACUAUGGGUACUCCUACCUCUUGGCAUGGGUCACAUUCAUCUUUUACCUUUUGGCUGGCCUCACUUUCUUCUACUGCUCACGGAAGAGAAAGCGUGAGAAGGCCCCAGAUGAAGAUUGGGCUAUUGAAGAUGAGCCUCACAUAAUUGGCCGAUAA